This is a messenger RNA of Oreochromis niloticus (Nile tilapia), 3075 nucleotides long. It is a transcript of the gene acads, whose product is annotated as acyl-CoA dehydrogenase short chain. The transcript has 10 exons. The record is from RefSeq and is a predicted model, not a curated record. Gene Ontology annotation, molecular function: flavin adenine dinucleotide binding; short-chain fatty acyl-CoA dehydrogenase activity. The coding region runs from base 127 to 1344 and encodes 405 amino acids. Gene Ontology annotation, cellular component: mitochondrion. Gene Ontology annotation, biological process: butyrate catabolic process; fatty acid beta-oxidation using acyl-CoA dehydrogenase. Lineage: Eukaryota; Metazoa; Chordata; Actinopteri; Cichliformes; Cichlidae.
AAAGAAGAAGAAGAAGAAGAAGAAGAAGAAGUUAAAAAGGGUUUCUUCUUCAUAGCAAAGUAUCCGACAGUACGUGAAUGCAGCAGUGGGCUCGAGGACUGUGCUUCCAGCAGAGAGGAAGGUAACAUGGCUGCACUUUUCAAAGCAAGAAGAGCUCUCAGAUCAUUUUUCACUGGUUGUCGAAGCCUGUCUCAGCUCGCAGAGUUACCAGAAACUCAUCAGAUACUCAGACAGACUUGCAGAGACUACGCUGACAGAGAGCUGUCCCCCAUCGCUGCCAGACUAGACAAAGAGCAUGUUUACCCCGCUAAACAGAUUCAAGAGCUGGGGGCAAUGGGUGUGAUGGCCAUGGAGGUACCAGAGGAGCUGGGUGGAGCUGGGAUGGACUACCUGGCGUACAGUCUGGCUAUGGAAGAAAUCAGUAGAGGUUGUGCCAGCACUGGAGUCGUGGUCUCUGUUAACAAUUCUCUGUACAUCGGACCGAUACUAAAGUUUGGUACAGAAGAGCAGAAAAAGCAGUGGAUCCAGCCGUUCACCACAGGAGAGAAGGUGGGCUGCUUUGCCCUCAGUGAGCCAGGCAAUGGCAGUGAUGCGGGUGCAGCCUCCACCAUAGCACAUCAGGAGGGAGAUGAGUGGGUGCUGAAUGGAACCAAAGCUUGGAUCACCAACAGCUGGGAUGCCUCUGCUGCCAUUGUCUUUGCCACCACAGACAAGACACUGAAACACAAGGGAAUCAGUGCUUUCCUUAUCCCCAUGCCACACCCAGGGCUUUCUCUGGGGAAAAAGGAAGACAAAUUGGGCAUCAGGGCCUCAUCCACUGCUAAUAUUAUCCUGGAGGACUGCAGGAUACCACUGGGAUACAUGCUGGGCCCACGUGGAUCAGGAUUCAAAAUCGCCAUGCAAACGCUGGACAGCGGGAGGAUCGGCAUUGCAGCUCAGGCUCUCGGUAUCGCUCAGGCUUCUCUGGAAUGUGCUGCUGAUUACGCACACAAACGAACUGCAUUUGGAGCUCCCAUUGGCAAGCUGCAAGCCAUUCAGUUCAAACUGGCAGACAUGGCUGUGGCAAUAGAGGGCGCUCGACUGCUCACCUGGAAGGCUGCGCUUCUUCGAGACUCAAAGAAAGCAUUCACUAAGGAAGCUGCAAUGGCCAAACUAGCAGCGUCUGAAGCUGCAACUUUCUGCUCACACCAGGCGAUCCAGGUUCUGGGUGGGAUGGGUUACGUGACAGACAUGCCUGCUGAGAGGCACUACCGUGACGCCCGCAUCACGGAGAUCUACGAAGGCACCAGCGAGAUCCAGAGACUGGUGAUCGCCGGCCAGCUGCUGAAAGAAUACCAGUUAUAAAUGGACUGCUAUCGCUGUCUGUCUACCUCUGAUGUGUGAUCAGUCAGCUCAGACUCCACCUCAUCCUUUAAGACAAAGAGGCCUUUCUCAUCUUACUUGACAGCAUUGGAACGACUUUGAAGCCAGUUAGAUUGGAGAUGACACUUUUCAGGGUAUUUUAUGCCGUCAUGGCUGAAGGAAAAAUGGGAACCAGUUCAAAUCCACUAACCUGCCCACCUAGCCUGACCUAAGCGUCAGUUCACCCACAUUUUCUUCCUAAGUGAUUUUAGGAUAUGAACCACCACAGAGAACCUUAUCAAAGCUGCUAAAGGACAGCACUCCCCACCACAGUCAAAAACAACUGGGGAUCUCUUUUGGAUAUGAAUGCAGUUCCAGAGACUUGGAGAAUCCAUGCCAAGAAGUAUCAAAUCUCAAACAGACCUGAAAUAUAGUAGAAAACUUUGAGCUUCAGGUUUCAGGAACAUAAACGUGGCAGUGUAGAGUGGUUUACAAAUGCAAAUAAAAGUAUGAAAAUUGCAAAACACUAAAAAUUACAAAAUAAUUGGUGAAAUGAAAAUGAAUAAAGGCAGAGUGCGUUCCAAAAAUCUGUUGUGCUUAUAAAGGUUCCUCACUGAGAGAUGUGACCCAGAAGUAUCUGUGUGGUGGUCAUAAUACUAAGAUCAUGUACAUAAUAAUACAAAUACUAAGGAAAGGAGCUUCUAUGCUUCCUUUAUUGCUUCCAUCUGACUGUUCAUUAAAACAAUUAAAGGCAAUCAAAUAAGCCAUAAACAUGGAGGAGGAAACAAGUUCCACUGGAUCGUAGCAGGAAAAUACGAGAAAAUAAGAUUCGUUCUAUUUUAUAGGCAAUCACUGGGACGUCGCAGGGUGAACCGCUGUAAUUUCUAUACAAAGAUGCAGCCAGUUCAGUUUAGUAAAAGCCACCAUUCUGCUUAGAGCAGGGAGAGGCCAUCGACCAGAGUAAUCCAGUGUGACCUCAUGUUUAAUACGAGCGCCUCUUUGAAAACAGCCGUCCCUGUCACUGUGUGGCUGUGCCAUGUGUGUGAAGUAGCUGUGGCCGCACAGUGCAACAUUCGGGCUAUACUCUAACACACUGGCACUUUCAUUUGUCACAGACUUUUUCAUUCACAUUUGCGUGACUCGAUUAAAAAUUCUCCUGAAUGUCAAAUUCAUACAAAUACAUCUGCCGUAUGACCAGCCACAAAAAUUCUCCUGUUUACACCUGUCAGUCACAAACAGACACUGAGCCUCUUUAUUAAACCCAGCAGAUUUUUAAUGCGUUAAGAAGGCUUUCGUUUGCCGUAGAUAUUAGUCUGGCACUAAAUCUUCCUCCUCCUUGAAAUUGCCAACCUUUGUAAUCGUGGGAUAUUUUUCACAGGCUGUUCUUGUUUAUUCGACCUCCAUAAACAACAGUGUUCGAACACAUUUUGGCGCUGUAAGGUGCGCAUUUUGUAGUCUAUCUUCCGCAUAUUGUAGUUUCAACAUAGUGGACAUUCGUCACACCAAUGAGGAGAAACAAGUGAAAGGCUGUUCCAAUUCUAAGCUCACCACGCUUCACUUUUCCUAAGUCCUUAGCAAUUUUCCUACCUUUAAAAAAAAGGAAAAGUAGUAGGAAGGAAGAGAGGUUGGGAAUAGGAAACAGAAGGUACUUUUUGAACACACCCAGAGCGUAUUAUGUGUAUUGUACGCGUUUGCAACCAUUUUGAGACAUAUUUCUCUCUCCAUACAUGACGA